This is a messenger RNA of Polypterus senegalus (gray bichir), 5094 nucleotides long. RefSeq names its product mitogen-activated protein kinase kinase kinase 12 (gene map3k12). Gene Ontology annotation, biological process: JNK cascade; protein autophosphorylation. The record is from RefSeq and is a predicted model, not a curated record. The transcript has 14 exons. The coding region runs from base 410 to 3313 and encodes 967 amino acids. Lineage: Eukaryota; Metazoa; Chordata; Cladistia; Polypteriformes; Polypteridae. Gene Ontology annotation, molecular function: JUN kinase kinase kinase activity; ATP binding.
AGUGUGAAGCCGCACAAACAGGUCGUUUUCUUUUCCAGAAACAGAACAGACUGCGUUCGUGCCUGAAAAUAAGAGAAGGGAAAGUAAGUAUGAAAGGAUAAAAAGGAGAGUUAAUUAACAGAGAGCUGGCGUUCACCACGAAAGGCGUCCCCAUGCGCCGAAAGGGAGCUGCUCUGAUUUUAUUGAUAAUAUAAUUAGCCAGAUGGGACUCGCUGGAUUGAUGGACUGAACCGGGGCAAAGGGGCUUUUUCUCCUUUUUUUAUGCUGCUUUGAAACAUAGAAGAGCGAGCGAUUAAAAACAAUCCUCCAGCUUGGAAGUGCUGAGUGUACGCACGUACAGAAGCAGGAUUGUGGACUUCUUUCACUAUUGACUCCGGCACUGUGGGGGUCCAUAUGAGCACAGCUGCCGAUGGCCUGCAUCCAUGAGACCCGAGCUCCCUCCCCUUCACUCUCGGGCUUCAGUACACCUCUUUCGGAGCCCCCUUUCCGCAGGCUAGAUGACACCCCAGCCUGCACCCCAGAAAAGGACCUGACCCCUACACAGUGUGUGCUACGCAACGUUCUGCCUAUUGACUCAGGGGGCACAGGUUGCGGAAACACCUGCAGCCACAGCCCAACAGCCAGCGAUGAGCAGACGGAGCAUUUUGCCAACAGCGUGCUGAAGCUACAUGAACAUGAGUCGGGUGGCACAGCUGGGGCAGAGGCAGGGCAAAGUGCAGAGUGUGGGGCCGGGCGGUACCAGGCAGACGAUGUUCGACUUCAGUGCCAGUCAGGUGGGGGAUUCCUGGAGGGCUUGUUUGGAUGCUUGAAACCCGUCUGGACGAUGAUCGGAAAGGCUUAUUCUACGGAUCAUAAGCACCAGGAAGAGGAACGGUGGGAGGUGCCAUUUGAAGAAAUCUCAGACUUGCAGUGGGUGGGCAGUGGUGCCCAGGGCGCAGUCUUCCUCGGAAAGUUUCACGGUGAGGAGGUGGCAGUGAAGAAGGUCAGGGACCUGAAGGAGACGGACAUCAAGCACCUGCGCAAGCUGAAGCACCCCAACAUCAUCACGUUUAAGGGUGUGUGCACUCAGGCUCCCUGCUACUGCAUCAUCAUGGAGUACUGUGCCCAGGGGCAGCUCUAUGAGGUCCUGCGCGCUGGCCGAAAAAUCACCCCCUCGCUCCUGGUGGACUGGUCGAUGGGCAUCGCUGGGGGCAUGAACUAUCUGCAUCUGCACAAGAUAAUCCACCGCGACCUCAAAUCACCCAACAUGCUGAUCACCUACGAUGACCUUGUCAAGAUCUCAGACUUUGGAACUUCCAAAGAGCUAAGCGAUAAAAGCACCAAGAUGUCAUUUGCUGGCACGGUGGCAUGGAUGGCACCUGAAGUGAUCCGUAAUGAGCCUGUCUCUGAAAAGGUGGACAUCUGGUCCUUCGGGGUUGUCUUGUGGGAGAUGCUGACAGGAGAGAUCCCUUACAAAGACGUCGACUCGUCAGCCAUCAUCUGGGGCGUUGGAAACAACAGCUUACAGCUGCCCAUCCCCGAAAGCUGCCCCGACGGCUUUAAAAUUCUCCUGCGGCAGUGCUGGAACUGCAAACCGAGAAACAGACCCUCAUUCCGGCAGAUCCUGCUGCACCUGGACAUCGCUUCUGCUGACGUGCUGUCCACCCCGCAGGAGACCUACUUCAAGUCCCAGGCCGAAUGGCGAGAGGAGGUGAAGCAGCACUUCGAAAAGAUCAAAUCCGAAGGGACGUGUCUCCAUCGCCUGGAUGAGGAGUUGAUUAACCGGCGCCGUGAGGAGCUCAGGCACGCGCUGGACAUCCGAGAGCACUACGAGCGGAAACUGGAGAGAGCUAACAACCUGUACAUGGAGCUGAAUGCUGUGAUGCUGCAGCUGGAGCUCAAAGAGCGGGAGCUGCUCAGGAGGGAGCAAUCUCUGGAUAAGAAGUAUCCCGGGCUUUUCAAGCAUCACCCUUCCCGGUCCGGAAGUUCAACCAACUCCAUGGAGAAGCUCAUGAAGAAACGCAAUGUUCCCCAGAAACUUCCCUCCCAUAGUAAACGCCCGGACCUCUUGAAGUCUGAGGUGAUCCUCCCUAAGCUGGACUCCUCGAUGACACAAGUCACCAUUCCCGCUUGUCCCAACAAAGGCUCCACAUCACCAGGGAGGUCCCGUCGAGGGAAGCCUCGGUACCGCAAAGCUGGCAAGGGGAGCAGCGGAGACUUGGUGGGUCUGAGGACUGCCUUGUCACCCAACUGCCGGGAUGCCAUUCUGCCAGUCAAGGAGGCAGACCCCGGCCUCAGGGAUGGGAGUGCAGUGUCACCUAAUGGACAAGAUGCCAGUCAAGCAAACAAACACCUCGACUCCGAGUCAAUGACAAGGGCUACUGUCUCUCCGGCUUACCGUGAUAUCACUCUGCCCUCUAAACACCUGGACCCCAGUGCGGCACUCCGAGGGCUGCAGCAUGACAUCCUACUGAAAAAAAUGUCCUCCUCCAGCCCCGAUCUUAUCGCCACCACCCUGGAAGCUGACAGCAGAAAGCACGAUGAAAGCAGCAUGGACUGUAACAGCUUGAGUGCAGGAGCGGGUCUGGACAGGGCAGAAGGUGGAGGAGGAACUGACGACCUAAUAGAGACCCCACCUCGCAGUGACACCCCCAGUGAAGAUGCCGUCUCCAUCCCUUUCUCCAGUAGCCCAGAUUCACCAUGCGGGAGGGGUGGAGCUACGGGGCGGGGCACAGUGCUGGGGCAGCCACGCCUCCCCAUGGAAGGAGAAGAAAAGGAGGACUGCCCCGGAGUGAGCCGGGUGGUUCGAGGAGGCGUGCAGCAGCACCUCACCCCCGCAGCUCUGCUGUAUCGCUCAGCAGUAACCAGGAAGCAGAAGCGGGGUGUCUCUUCCGAAGAGGAGGAGGGUGAAGUCGACAGCGAGGUAGAGUCUCCACGACGUCAGAGGCGGCCAGCAGGGAUGACUAAGUGCCAGUCUCUGUCCACCUUCAGCUCAGAGAACUUGUCCGUGUCAGAUGGGGAAGAGGGCAACACCAGUGACCACUCCCACAGUGGCACUCCUGACGUUGUCAGCACCAAUACAGAUGAAAGGCUGGAUGACAAAUCCGAUGACCUGUUGUCUCAGAGCUCUGAGAUUCCAGUGGAUGCUCUUCAGCAGUCAGACGGGCUGUCCGAGAAGGAAGCGAUGGUGCGGGAGGUGAAGACGCAGCUGAGCACAGAACAAAGCGCUUAUGAGAUUCCCUCAGUUUAUGAUGACUCGGACUGCGACAGUACAGAAUUGGACCACUCGGGCAGUACGGAUAUCAACCGCCUGCCAAACACGGCGACCUGGUGAUACCUGCAAGAAGCCCUAGUCCAUCCUGCUCCUCCUCCCACCACUACCACCACCACCACCACCUGCCUGUAUAUAAGCCCAUUACAGGGGCCACCACACCACUCCACCAAAGGAUCUCCACCUCUCUUUUUUUCCUUGGGGGUUCGUUUUGAAUCAAUGGCUUAAGUUCUGUACUUAUUUUUCCAAUGAAUGUAUGGAGGUAUUGAACUGGUUUUAAGUACUUCACACAAAAUGACUAGUCAGCCAAUAUGGCAACCGAGUGAUCUUCAUGGCUCUAAGUGUUGAAAUGCCUAACCCCUACAGGAUACACAACUCAAAGUCUUUGCACUUGUUUCCUUGAAAAAGUUUGCAUUCACCUAUUGUAAUGAAUUCUCACCAUCAUAGGGUUGGUCUCUAAUGUCCACACACUUGACCGCAAAAGAAUGAGGCCAACAUAAAAAUUCAACGAAAUGUCACUGGGCUGUAUCAACACGGUGGAAAGUAAGAUGGAUGACAGCAUUGUGCUCGAAUUGAGGAAAGGAUCAGAAGUUCUUGGGUAGACCAGAGAACACAAGACUGAGUUACUUUAGGGAAAGUCCAUCCAUGGUCUCCAAUCGUGUUAAGGAUCAGAAGCUCAUGGGCAGGCCAUAGAACAAAAGACAGAGUUCCUUUUGGAAAGUCCAUCCAUGGUCUCCAAUUGAGGAAAGGAUCAGAAGCUCUUGAGCAGGCCAGAGAACACAAGACUAAGUUCAUUUUGGAAAGUCUGUCCACGAUCUCCAUAGUAUCAGUUCUGUUGAUCAAGGUCAAAGUGAAACUCUCUGGUUGGAGCCAUUCAUUAUUGUACUUGAUGCUCUCCUCCACCUUGGAAUAUCAAGUUGGCUGUCCUCAACUCUUUUUUUUUUCUUUUUUAAGACAUUCCAAGCCACAAGCUUUGGUGGGUACGACCCCACAAGUCCCCAGAUGUCAUUCUCAAUAAGGACUACCGUUGGUCAUUUUAUGGUUCCAAUGGAUUGUGUUUGUAAGAAGGUUUGGAAAUAAGAGGGAGGCCAUUUAGUCCUUCAAAAUUUUUUAAUAUCUCAGGGUUUGGGUAGGGGAUUCUCUUCAGCUAAAUGAAUAAGAUGUUUGCUUCAGAUUCCCAUUAACUCUCAACAAAAUGCUUCCUAGCUUUUAUUUGAGAUACACUUCCAAUAGUAAACUCCAAUCUGCGAUUCACCGAUCAACAUUCACAACUCACAGAAUUUGAUAAUCAGUUGACCGUAAUCUUCACCUGGGCUCAGUGUUGAGCGCUUAUCCCCUCGUGCUAAGGUGGACAGAUGACAGCUUGUAAUGUCAUUAUUUAAAAAAUGGUUCAACAAAAUGAAUUGGGUGUCCAUGAAAAAUGGAAAGAGAUGGGAGGGGAGUGGUCAUCAACUUCAUCAUACCAAGAACAACAGCCUGAGUGUGUAGAUGAAGAAGUAGUUGGAAUUUAUAAAGUAAGUCAAAACAGCAUUGGGACAAAACCGUGUGAAUGUAGGAAUUGGGGAGGCCUAAUGUAAUAGGAAACUAAACAAAGCAAAGCUUAGAAAUGGCGAGAACCACAGGGGUAGUCAUGUAUAGACAAGUCUAUGGAAAUAGGGCUCCACUGAGCCUUGCAGGGCAGGAAGGGAGGCCUAGAGAAUGGCAUCACCUCGCUUCAGACAGGACGGUACCCACCCCUUAAAGGAAUGCCCUUAGUCCUACUUGAACCUCUAUAGUAGAUUUGAAAGCUGGAGUUCAGGGGUAUAUAUUCAAAAUGAAAGAGAAGAUGUCAAAAAUUAAUUUCA